UCCUUGGUUGGGUACAGGAAAUUACUCUAACUUUGGCAUUGUUUUCAAUCUGUAGUUUACUUUUCCACCAGUAUCUUUGUUUAAAAUUGUAGGAUUGCAUUUUGUUCAUUAGCCUCUGAUCAGGCACAUUUAACACACAUCUGCCUGAAGCUUGAUAUCUGGCUUCUGUUUAGCAUUAGUUCAGUGCUGUCUGCAAAGAGGCAGUUAUGUAAGCCUGGGAUUUGUGUUUUCAGAUGUCUUUGCAAUUUAGGUAAUCAACCAGCUAUUUAUAUUUCCAUUUUGGACUACAGCUGUUCCUGUGAUGAAGGUGAUUUGCUGCACUGAGCAGGAAGUCUUCCAGAAAUGGUGUCGCCGAAAAGGUCAACUGCGAAGAGAUCAUAUGAAAAAAAAGAAGAAAGAAAGACUGGAUGGAAUUUUGUUUGGAUCAGGAGAUCACUGAACUGUAAGGGAGCACUGCUGUUGGGGUGCCUUUUCUGUUUAAUUAUUGGCAACCUUUUUCUGUAUCGAUAUCUUGACCUUAUUUAUCAAAUGGUGCCAGUUCAUGAGGACCACACUGGACCGUGCAGGCAUGGAUUCUUCAAAAUCGGUGCAAUGAGGAACUGUACUCCAUGGCUCACUUGUGAAGCUGUGAGGAAGGAAGUUAGGCGACUGAAACUUGUUGGUCAAGGAGCAGUUAAGAAGGUUUUCCUUUCUGACUGGAAGGCAAAUAAGGUUGCAGUUUCAUUGCUGUCAUCUCCAGAGUAUGAAGAUGACUUUCUACAUGGUCUGGAAAUGCUGAAAUCGUUGCAGGGCAAAGGUAUCAUUGCAUUGGUUGGAUUUUGUGAGGAGGAACAUGCAAUUGUAACUGAGUAUCAUCCACAUGGCUCUCUUAUUAAUAUUAACAUGGUACUAAACCUUCCCCAGUAUCAGAGCUUUAACACAUGGCAGACACGAUUUGAACUAGUGCUGGAAUAUGUGAGCAUCAUCAGUUAUCUACAUGAUAGCUCAGUUGGUACCAGAGUGAUGUGUGACUCCAAUGAUCUGAACAAAGUGCUGUCCCAGUACUUGCUAACAGCUGAUUUUCAUAUUGUGGCAAAUGACAUUGAUGCCCUCCCACUUGUUGACAGACCAGGUGGUAUUCUCAUUAAAUGUGGCCAUCAGGAACUAGGUGGCGACUUUGUGGCUCCUGAGCAACGAUGGCCAUAUGGAAACGAGAUUCCAUUUUCUGAUGAUCUAAUGCCUCCCUACGAUGAGAAAACCGAUAUUUGGAAAAUCCCAGAUGUGACUAAUUUUCUUCUGGGUGAUGUAGAAGGAAGUGAUGUUGUCAGGUUUCAUUUGUUUGAGAUCCACAGAAGUUGCAAAACAGCAAAUCCAUUUGAAAGACCUUCAGCACACACAGUUUGGGAUUUUUAUAAAACUGUUUUAGGGCAGCUGUUGAAAGAAACUGUUGUGUCUGAUAUACGUGACAUGUUGUAACCUGUAAUUUUCUUUUUUCUGCUUAACAUGAAUCGGUGUCUUAGGAAUUAAAAGUCAUCUGCUCAACUGGUUGCCUGAAGCAUUUAAACAGAAAUGUGAGAUAGAUAUAAAAUGAAUACAGGAGACUUCACAAGUAAGUCUGAUUGCAGAUGUCCGUAUUACAGCAUAGUAUGCUGUACAUGUAGCUCUGGUUUAAAAGAAGCUCUGUGAUAUGAAGAGAUGUGUAGCAAAAAUUCUUUUAUGUGUUAGCUUGUAAUCUCAUGUUAGUUACUUGAAUGGUGUUUGAUACAGUUAAAACCAGUAUAUUUUUAAUGCCAUGUAACUUUUUUGAAGAAGCAAAGGAUGGUGAAAUGUAAUUGUCUCAGUUUCCCCUGUGUGUGUAAUUAGGCACAAGGUAUGCCUGAGUUGAAUAUGAUGCUGCAAAGCAGUUGACUGUGACCAAUAAAACAAUCACUGACUGGAUAAUA
This is a messenger RNA of Protopterus annectens (West African lungfish), 1922 nucleotides long. RefSeq names its product protein O-mannose kinase (gene POMK). Gene Ontology annotation, molecular function: carbohydrate kinase activity; ATP binding; protein kinase activity. Gene Ontology annotation, cellular component: endoplasmic reticulum membrane. The record is from RefSeq and is a predicted model, not a curated record. The coding region runs from base 343 to 1455 and encodes 370 amino acids. The transcript has 4 exons. Gene Ontology annotation, biological process: protein phosphorylation; protein O-linked glycosylation; carbohydrate phosphorylation. Lineage: Eukaryota; Metazoa; Chordata; Ceratodontiformes; Protopteridae.